Sinocyclocheilus anshuiensis is the source of this 3050-nucleotide messenger RNA. RefSeq names its product tyrosine-protein phosphatase non-receptor type 18-like. Lineage: Eukaryota; Metazoa; Chordata; Actinopteri; Cypriniformes; Cyprinidae. The record is from RefSeq and is a predicted model, not a curated record. Bases 188 to 1732 code for a protein of 514 amino acids. Gene Ontology annotation, cellular component: cytoplasm; nucleus. Gene Ontology annotation, molecular function: non-membrane spanning protein tyrosine phosphatase activity. Gene Ontology annotation, biological process: protein dephosphorylation. The transcript has 17 exons.
UGAAGGUGACAAAAGUAUCAGCGGGAGAAACUUCCCUCUGUCAGUUUUGCUGCCUGGAUAACUUUACAAACACGGAAACAGAGCAGUUCUCCUGCAAACGAUCGUAUAUUAAUAGUUGAGAUUGUACAAGGAGUCGAGUAUCAAGAAAAUGACGGAGUAAGAUGCCGGAGAGCGUGGUUAUACGGUGAUGGAAGAGCACCUGUUGAGGUUUGUGGAGCGGGUCCGCUGUCUGUCCGACCGUGACAGCAGUGGAGACCAGCUCAUCUCCACCGAGUUCAACUUGAUACGGCAGAAAAGUGCAUCACUCAAAGAGGAUUAUGGCCUGUCCACUGCCGUAGGAGAAAUCAAAGAAAAUGUGAAGAAAAACCGCUAUAGGGAUAUUCUGCCCUAUGAUCAGACCAGAGUCUGUCUAGCUCCAACCACAUCUGAAUAUGAGUCUGAUUAUAUUAAUGCCAGCUUCAUCAAGGGACUGAACAGGAGCUAUAUCGCCACCCAAGGCCCUUUGAGCAGUACUUUGGUUGAUUUCUGGCGCAUGAUUUGGCAACACAAUGUUAAGGUCAUAAUCAUGGCUUGUAGAGAGGUUGAGAUGGGAAAGAAAAAAUGUGAAGUCUACUGGGCGCCGCCCACCGACGCAUCUAUUUUUGGUCCCUUUACCAUCUCAACUUUUGAGGAGUCACGACCAAAUGAGGAAGUCAUUGUUCGGACGUUGGUGGUAAAAUAUUGUGAUGAAACUCGUGAAGUGUCUCAUUUCCAGUAUACUGCCUGGCCAGACCACGGAAUUCCAGACGUGCCGGAUGGCAUUCUGGGUAUGAUGGAGCUGACUCGCCAAAAACAGGGCAACCAGACGGACCCUGUAGUGAUCCACUGCAGUGCCGGCUGCGGUAGAACAGGGGUCAUCUGUGCUGUUGACUAUGUCAAUGAUCUACUGCUGACAGAGCAAAUACAGGAGGAUUUUAAUAUCUUGGACCUGGUGUUAGAUCUCAGAAGACAGAGACCUUCAGCUGUGCAGACUAAGGAGCAGUAUGCAUUUGUCUUUCAUACGGUUGCUCAGAUGUUUCAAAAGGUCUUGGAGAUGAAAAACAAGAAGACAGAGACUUCAGCCUCUCUGUACAUCAGUGCGGUUCCACCGAAGACUUCGCUAAAAUCAGGAUCAUUAAGCUGCAUCAGCGCACCCCCUAAAACACGAAAUCCACCUCUCAAGCCCAGGCUUUCUCAUCCUCUUCCUCAGACCAGGAUGAACGACACUUACGCGGUCGUCAACAAGUCCAAACUACAGCCUCCUGCUUCUGCCCCUCAUUCAAUCACUGUCCAUCACUAUGACAAUGCUGAUUUAGAGAAAAGCAAUAACAAUGCAGUCUACAGUACAGUCAAACCUAAAAACAGGCCCAUGUCAGUCCUGCCUUCUCCCACCUCACCGGGUUGUGACAGAUCAACAGCAGCCAAUCAGAGAGGAGGACUGGCACCCAAAAAGAUGGAUCAUGAGGGUUAUGAGCUAUUGCCAGGGGAGUUGAGGUCCAUGAAUAGAGAUUCGCAGCCACACGGUCCGCUUUCACGAUCCCCAAGUACAACUGAGAGCCAAUCUUCUACAGAUGAUGGUUAUGAAUAUGUGUCUAGCGUUGUCAAGGACACCAGCAGCAUAUUUGCCCCGGGCGGCCUAGGUUUCAACUUUCGCAUAAAGAAACCAAAAGGCCCUCGAGAUCCACCGGCCGAUUGGAGUCGUGCAGAAAGAUGAAACUGCAACAGGUUUUUAGGUUGUAUAAAAAAAAUGAACCCAACCUGCUAUAGCCUGUUCCAGUAGAUGCACAGCUAUUUUGACACUGGGUAAUAGAGCGUUAUUUAUUUCCUUCAGAGGUUGCAUUGGCAGUUUUAUUACUGUUUUAAUUACUGAAGCAAUUUAUGAUUAUGUACAGUAGUGUAGUUUAUUGAUGUAUUUGUGUGGCAAAUAAUUUAAAAUUGAAAAUGCAAGUAAUAUUGAAACAUUUCAGUGCGCGCUGAUGUAAGAAUGCAUGUGAUUUAAAGGGGUCAUUUAAUGUUUUUGUAAUCAUUUUAGUCCACUUAUGUUGUUCACAUAUUUAUACUCCAAUUUCACCUAAUAGAUGUUUACAAUGUAAAUGUGAGUCGUGAUCUGUUCUAAUAUCUUUAUCUGACAUCAGUAAGUUGCCGUUUAGUUUCAGUAAAUGUUUAUUUUGGACUUUUUGUUGUUUUUAUAAUACAUUAAACCAUUUUAUUUCAAAUGUGAUUUCACACCAUAAGACCCCGCCCACACACACACACACACUCUUUAACUGAAAAGCUGGUGUGUGGUUGAUGUGAUAUGAUGUGUUUGUCAUUAGAGGGCAGUGUUGAGGUGUUGUUUCUCUUCAUGUUACUCCCCAGAUAGAUGGAUCACUCGGGUCAUAAAAUAAAGUCAUUUACAGACAAUGUAACGUGCAUAAUUAUUGAUGCUACAUGUCAUUUAUGAAUUUGACUUUUUGAUAUUUAGCCAUAAGAACAUCUUAUUACAUGACUUUGUGUGCUGUUUAAGCGUUCUAAAUCCUAUCUGUCCAAUCUUAGCACUCAUUCCGGUGAUAAGACCAUAAAACUUGCCCUCUAAACUCCAGUGCGAUUUUAUUUCCCUCAUGAAAAUCAAUGGAAUCUUAAGUUGUGCUUAAAGCAGGGAGCACGUUUCCCCAGAUGCUCGGCCUGUUGGCAGCGUUCCUGGAUGUGUGUUUUUGAUGAUGAAUCAUUCUUGCACGAUGGUAACAGCAAUAUCAUGCCGAAAUGCUGAGAUACUGCUCUCUACUGCUCUUUACACCAUAUCAAACAUGCAUUGCCUGAUUAAGACUGACUGCUUUAAUGUGGCUGAGGCAUAAAGACUUAAAGUCACAUGAUGAUCUGGUCUGAUGACUUCUUAUAAAACGGAUAGUUCUGGUCCUGGAGGCUGAUUAGUCAAUAUAGCCUUCCAGUUGUGCUAAAAUAUGUGAUAUAGGUUGAAUUUGAAUGGAAUUUGUAACAACCUUGAAGGGUGUUAUGGGAAGGAGAUGCUACUUAUAAAGCCUUAAAAAAAAAAA